This is a messenger RNA of Xiphias gladius (swordfish), 3285 nucleotides long. It is a transcript of the gene trim23, whose product is annotated as tripartite motif containing 23. Lineage: Eukaryota; Metazoa; Chordata; Actinopteri; Istiophoriformes; Xiphiidae. Bases 154 to 1848 code for a protein of 564 amino acids. Gene Ontology annotation, molecular function: zinc ion binding; GTPase activity; GTP binding. The transcript has 11 exons. Gene Ontology annotation, cellular component: lysosomal membrane; cytoplasm; plasma membrane. Gene Ontology annotation, biological process: intracellular protein transport; vesicle-mediated transport. The record is from RefSeq and is a predicted model, not a curated record.
CGAAAGAACGGCAUUGCAUCCUGGUAGGGCCUAAAGGGCGAAACCGGAAGUCCCCGCGGGAUUGUCCUCUCGCACCUGCUCGGUCGUCUUCGCUGUCGUCCGAGAAUAGCCGCUGCCGCAGCAGGAAUAAACAAGCAGAGCGCCGCAGCGACGAUGGAGCCCUGCAUCCGACACGGGAGGGGAGCUAGCGGAAACACGGUCAAGGUGCUGGAGUGCGGUGUGUGUGAGGACGUCUUCUCUCUCCAGGGGGACAAGGUCCCUCGUCUUUUGCUCUGCGGUCACACGGUGUGCCACGACUGCCUUACCCGGUUGCCCCUCCAUGGCAGAGCGGUCCGCUGCCCCUUCGACCGCCAGGUCACUGAGCUGGGGGACUCUGGAGUUUGGGGUCUAAAGAAGAACUUUGCUCUGCUCGAACUUUUGGAGCGACUGCAGAAUGGGGCCACCAGCCAGUCGGGAAUGGCGGAGGAUGCCCUGAAAGGCAUGGGAGAAUGCAUAAUCCGAUGUGAUGAGGACGAGAGCCACACAGCCUCCAUGUACUGCACUGUGUGCGCCACCCACCUGUGUGCCGAGUGCUCCCAGCUCACCCACUCCACUCGCACGCUGGCCAAACACCGUCGGGUGCCGCUGGCCGACAAGCCGCACGAGAAGACCCUGUGCCCGCAGCAUCAGGUCCACGCCAUCGAGUUUGUCUGCCUGGAGGAGGCCUGUCAGUCUGGGCCUCUCAUGUGCUGUGUGUGUAAGGAGUACGGCAAGCACCAGGGACAUAAGCACGCUGUUCUUGAGACUGAAGCUAAUCAGAUCCGUGCCUCCAUUUUGGACAUGGCCCACUGCAUCCGCACCUUCACAGACGAGGUGUCCGAGUACUCGAGGAAGCUGGUGGGCAUCGUGCAGCAAAUUGAAGGUGGAGAGCAAAUAGUAGAGGAUGGAGUUGGCAUGGCACACACCGAACAUGUCCCUGGCACAGCAGAGAGCGCGCGCUCCUGUGUCCGCGCCUACUUCGCAGACCUCCACGAGACUCUCUGCCGGCAGGAGGAGAUGGCGCUGAGCGUGGUGGACGCUCAUGUCCGCGAGAGGCUGAUCUGGCUGAGGCAGCAGCAGGAGGACAUGACCAUCCUGCUGUCCCAGGUCUCCACCGCCUGCCUGCACUGUGAGAAAACCCUUCAGCAGGAUGACUGCAGAGUUGUGUUGGCAAAGCAGGAGAUCAACUGUUUGCUGGAGACGCUACAGAAGCAGCAGCACCAGUUCACUGAGCUGGCAGAUCACGUGCAGCUGGAUGCUGGCAUCCCUGUCACCUUCACCAAGGACAACCGGGUCCACAUUGGUCCAAAGAUGGAGAUCCGUGUAGUGACCCUUGGGCUGGACGGAGCUGGAAAAACCACCAUCCUCUUCAAGCUGAAACAAGAUGAGUUCAUGCAACCCAUCCCGACUAUCGGAUUCAAUGUGGAGACAGUUGAAUAUAAGAACUUGAAAUUCACUAUCUGGGAUGUGGGUGGAAAACACAAGCUCCGACCUCUCUGGAAACACUACUAUCUCAACACUCAAGCGGUGGUGUUCGUGAUCGACAGCUGCCACAGAGACCGACUCAUGGAGGCUCACAGCGAGCUGGCCAAACUGCUAACAGAGAAGGAGCUGAGAGACGCCUUGUUGCUCAUCUUUGCAAACAAACAGGAUGUUCCCGGCGCCGUGUCUGUGGAGGAGAUGACAGAGCUGCUGAGCCUGCACAAGCUGUGCUGCGGGAGGAGCUGGCACAUUCAGGGCUGCGAUGCCCGCAGCGGGAUGGGCCUCCACGAGGGGUUGGAUUGGCUCUCCAGACAGCUGGUGGCUGCUGGGGUCCUGGACGUAGCCUAAAUGUCACGUCCCUCUCCAUACUGCCUCUCCCCUAACGACUGAACCCAAGCCCCAGCCUCUGAGCCCCCGUCAUCAGUUCUCUUACGACUUCAAAGCGUCAACUUUUAAGACAACACUGCGGCUUUAGGCCUCCUCUCAUCUUCUUUCCCCUCUUUGUGCACCGCUGUGGGCAAAGAAAACAAAGAUGAAAAUACUCUCUCUAGACUCAUUUAAUGGGAACGUGGAAAGCGAGAACUAUCUUAAACUUCUGUCCCACCGCUCACACCACCUUCCCAACCUCCGAGAAAUAAACUCACCAGACCUAUAGCCCGAAUUAUGCCUACAAGCUCCCAUCCUGCUCAUUUCUAAGGCAGCUUACAUGGUCUAACACGUGUUACUUUAGCUUUUCUUCAUCCUAACCCUCACAGGAAACAAGUUGUGUAUCUGGCAUCUAUAGCUAGUCGAUUUUAGGUCCAGUCGAAUGGUAGAAAUGCUCCUCGGGCCCUGACAGAGUGGACUGUAUCUGUAUUUUCUCUCACAUUACUCAUCAGGACCACCCCCACGCGUGACAGUAAUCGCAACUAAAGGCAGUAACGAUAGUAUCAUUAACAUCCCUUUUGUUGAUUCCGUAGAUAAUCCUGAGAAAUACCUACAAUGCCCUUUCAGUUAAUCCAGUAUAUGUGCAGGUAAGCGAGAUGGGACAGAAAUAUUCACUAUGGUUAUCAUGAACCCAGGGGACUUCCGGUGGCUUGGUCAAUGGUCAAGGUGCAGAUUCUGGCUGAGCUCUCCCUCAGCCUGGUCAUCUAACGUAAGCAAUAGCAGCUGAUGUUUCAUGGGGUCUUCGAGUAAUGUGUGCAAGUUUAUUUUAUAAGUGUAUGAACCUUUUUAAUGCCACAGCUGGUCUUGAAAUGGCACACCAGUCGAGUUUUGGUUUGAAUGUAGUGUUUACUGUUACAGAACAAAGUGUUUACUGAAAGACUUUAUUUAUGAGCAGGAACAAGGAGGAUGUUACUUUGACACGGGGCGGUGCGGGAAAAUCGGCUUUUACGCUCCGAUUCUGCCUCCGUUCUGCGGAGUGUCUUGCGCACAGAAUUUGUCACUUUUACGCUGCCUCACCACCAUUUUUCAUUUGGGAGCAAAUGAGCUCAUCUGCUGUUUCUUAGACUCUGAGUAUUUAAACUCACUGUAAAAAAGGAAAAAAGAAAAAAAAAAAAAGUCUUGUGAAAAUAAUCCUAUUUAAAGAUCUCACACCCAAGUCCUGUCCAUCUGUCUGGAGCGUGUACAAGAUGGUACACCUUUAAUCUGCAGCCUUCAGUAAUGUAAUGUGAAACUUAGUGAAACAUUAAACCUAACACUGAGACGUGUCUAAUUAUUGAGGAACCUUCAUAUGAGUUUCAUUUCAUCUUUAUUCAUUGCUAUGUAAUGUUUACUACUUGUACCUAAUGUAAAAAAAAAAAA